AUGAUAACUGUCAAGCAUAUGCAGGAUGGCAAAUAUUGUAUAUCAUAUUUUCAAGAAGAACACACCCAUGAAUUUGUCACACCUAGCAAGCAGCAUUUAAUCAAGUCUAACAGAGAAGUCAGCGAGAAGGCCAAGACCACACUAUUCACAUGUCAUGCAGCUAGCAUUGGCACAUCUGGGGCCUUCCGAUUGCUUCGUGUUGGUGAGGGCGGAUUCCAGUUCGUGGGGUGCACAAAGAGAGACUUGCAAAACUAUCACCACGACAUGCGAAGCACUUUCAAAGAUACAGAUGCUCAAAUGUUCAUUGACAACCUCAGAAAGAGGAAGAAAAUCAACCCAGGAUUCUUCUUUGACUAUGUUCUUGAUGAUAAAAACCGACUGACGCAUGUCUUUUGGGUAGAUGCUUUUUGUCGGAAGAAUUAUGCUUUAUUUGGCGAAAUGGUGUCUUUUGACUCCACAUAUAGCACCAAUCAGUAUAAGAUGAUAUUUUGUCCUUUCACAGGAAUAAACCACCAUAUGGGAUCAGUUUUCUAUGGUGCCGCCUUGAUUGUUGAUGAGAAGAUAGAGUCAUACAAAUGGGUGUUUGAAACAUUCUUGAAAGCAAUGGAUGGUGUAGCACCGAGGCUUAUAGUAACUGAUGAAGAUGCUAGUAUGAAGUCUGCCCUUGAUGAAGUUAUGCCAAAUACCGUCCAUAGGUUAUGCAUGUGGCAUAUAAUGAGAAAGCUUCCAGAAAAGGUUGGUCCUCCACUGAGAGAGGAUGAACAUUUCUACAAUUCAGUUAACUCAUGUGUAUGGGGAUCUGAAAAUCCAACUGAAUUUGAGGCUAAGUGGUCUUCCAUGAUUUCUGAAUUUGGACUUGAGGAAAACACAUGGUUUGCUAGGAGAUAUGAAAUUCGUAAGUCAUGGAUACCGGCCUAUUUCAGAGGUGUAUUCAUGGGUGAAAUUCUGAGAACCACUUCAAGGUCAGAGAGCGCUAACUCAUUCUUCAACCACUUUAUUGGUUACAAGCAUGCUUUAGUGGAGUUUUGGAUUAGGAUUGGUACAGCCCUAGAGGAACAGCGUCAAAAUGAAUUCAAGGCUGACCAUGAUUGCCUCAGUUCCAUGCCUCCUCUGAUUACAUCCUGGGAGAUCGAGAAGCAUGCUAGCAUGUACUUCACCCAUGAGGUUUUCAAAGUUUUUCAGAAGGAAUUGCGUGCAGCUAGAGAACAUUGCUUGAUUGAAAGCAUAUCGCAAGAAGGUGAUGUGAAAACCACGGUUGUAGGUGGAGACUGCUCUUCCAAGUCUAGAGAAGUUCAAUUAAACACAUCAACCAUGAGCGCUCACUGCUCUUGA
Aegilops tauschii subsp. strangulata is the source of this 1332-nucleotide messenger RNA. The record is from RefSeq and is a predicted model, not a curated record. Lineage: Eukaryota; Viridiplantae; Streptophyta; Magnoliopsida; Poales; Poaceae.